Messenger RNA from Chelonia mydas (Green sea turtle), 1593 nucleotides. Its product is annotated as immunoglobulin gamma-1 heavy chain. The coding region runs from base 96 to 1013 and encodes 305 amino acids. The transcript is spliced from 5 exons. The record is from RefSeq and is a predicted model, not a curated record. Gene Ontology annotation, biological process: synapse organization. Lineage: Eukaryota; Metazoa; Chordata; Testudines; Cheloniidae. Gene Ontology annotation, cellular component: neuron projection membrane.
ACACGUGACAGAGUCUUUCAUCAAGAGAUCCAUUAUCUAGCAGGCGUCUGUCUGUCUCACAGCAUCACCUAUUCAUUACUGAAGAAAGGCACAAGAUGUCCCACCAGACAGUUGGGGUGAUUCUAAUCUACCUGCAAAUGACUGUCUCGGAAAAAGAGAUACAAAUCCUGCAAAGCCCAGCCCAGGUAUGGCUGAAAUCUGGGGACACUGCACAGCUGCACUGUAAAACAUUAGAAGAUGAAGUGAGUGUAAUGUGGUACAAGGAACAGAGUGGAAGUUUCCAGUGGAUUUACCGGAGUUCUGAGUUUGCAUCGUCAGAUGGAAAAUACUCAAGUGAAGUGAACACUGAGGCAAACACGUUUUCUCUAAUUAUCCGUAACGUACAAAGAGAUGACUCCGGGGUUUAUUACUGUGGCCUCGUUUCCUUUAUGUAUCUACAACCCAACUUCGGAAAUGGGACCAGACUAAUUGUCACAGAUGCCUCCCAGCCAAGACUUUCCAUUCUGGUGCCCUCAGCCCCGGAGGAUGCUGAGCUCUCCCCUGUCAUUCCUCUGCUUUGCCUGCUCUCUGAUUUCAUUCCUCCCUGGAGUGCUGUUCUCUGGGACACUGGGGAGCAGGUGUCUGAGGGUCAGAUGGAUGCUGGAGCCAUAGACGGGAACGGGGUCUUUAGUGUUUGGAGCCUAACGACAAUCCCUUCUGAGACGUGGAACCAGGAGACGAUCUGCACUUGUACGGCCAAGGAGAGCAGCACGGAGAGAAGCAUCAAUGCUACAGUCUCCAUGGAAACAGAGAGACAAGACGCUGGAGACUGUAGGAUUGUGUUCUACGCUGGGCUGCCCUGUAUUUUCAUCCUUCUCCUCAUCCAGCUGUUGAUCUUGCUUUGGAGGAAGUGCCCCAUCAUAGGGAGAGCUGUGCAAAGAGGGAAUCCAAUACCUAUGAGGCAGAUCCCACAGGUACACAGCUUUUUUUUUUUUUUUUUUAGCUUUUGGCACAUCAGAAAGGUACAGUAUUAACAACAGGUGGCUAGAGACAGCGUCCUGGCCAAUUUCCUACCCUAGUAUCUACACAUUGCCUCCUGAAGUCUUAUUUGAAUUUAUUCCUCUCUGCCCUGCUAGUGGAAGUGUUGUGUAGGUUUAUUGGAAAGGAACAACUGCUGGAAAGGAACAACUUAUUAUUUCUUUCUCUUUAUUUAUUGUUCCUUUCUUAUUAUUGGAAAGGAACAACUCACCCACCCUGUCUGGCUAUGGCAUUCUGGAAGGACAGUUAAUUAAAUGCAUGAGAUGGUAGAGUCUCAUUAGGCAUAUUACCGUACGGGCGGCAGCGUGGACUAGCAGAGGAUACUGGACUGGGAGUCAGGAUUUUUUUUUUCCUGGUCCAGCCACUGACCUGCUGGGCAACCUUUAGCUCAUGGUGCUUCUGUCUCCCCUCCCCCACUUUGUGACCUUGUGUAUCUUGACAAUAAACCCUUCGGGGUAGGGACUGUCUCUUUGCAUGUGUGCGGAAAGCCCAGCACAACAGGUCCUCGGUCUCCACUGGGGCUUCUAAGUGCUGCUCUAAUACAAAGAAUUAAUAAUUAUAUUGGCUUUUCCCUUG